Struthio camelus australis is the source of this 1396-nucleotide messenger RNA. Lineage: Eukaryota; Metazoa; Chordata; Aves; Struthioniformes; Struthionidae. The record is from RefSeq and is a predicted model, not a curated record.
CUUCUUGCUGUUACCUGUCCGUCUCGGCACUGCGCACGGGCAGGAGCCCGAAAAAAAUCGCGUGGCCGGCCAGGGAGAUGCCAAAGAGGCUGGCGGAGAAGUUUGCUGCGGAGAAGCCAACCGGCUGACCCAGUUCUCCAGGAUCGAUACCCGGAGACAACAUUUGGGCUGAGAAAUCCUGCUUUCCUGGGCCUUUUUUAAAGCAGUUAUUUUUCGUUUUCCAUAGUGUUUUAUUUUAUUUUAUUCUAUACUGUUUCUCUGCUGACAGAGAGGAGGAUGAGACCAGUGUGGACCUGACGGUAGAAGACUUACCAGGCUGGAUCACCCCUAAAGAGUCCAUGCAUGCCUAGGUGUGAGAAAGCUCAUUUCCCCCCCCCGUGGUACCGACCCAGGUGCAGGGAGCAACGGCUUUCCCUGGGGUUUGCCUCGCACGGAGGCCCUGAUCGCUGCUCAGACACUUAGGAGCGAACGAGGAGCCGACUCCUCCUGCUGGAGGAGAAAAGGUCCGGAGUCCCAGGACCGCUCUGCCAAGCGAGUGGGAGAACGGAGAGGCACGUUUCUACAGCUGUGCACUGAACUCGGGGAGGGAGAAACAAAACAAUCAUAUAUUUAAAGACUGGGAAAUAAUUAAUUUCUUAUUUAUUGUCAGCAGCUGGUGCUUACUCGGCAUACAAAGCUCCCUUCGGAGCGCGUAUCAGUGUCUGCAGUCAGCAUGGCUUUCUCCCAGGUGCAGUGUCUGGACGACAGCCACGUUAACUGGAGGUCUAGUGAGUCCAAGCCUGAAUUCUUCUAUAGCGAGGAGCAACGCCUUGCCUUGGAGGCACUGGCCUCCCAGGGGCCAGACGCCUUUUACGAAGUCCUGAAGAAAGAGAAUAUCAGAGACUUCCUCUCUGAGCUGGAGCUAAAGAAGAUCCUGGAUACGCUCGAGACAUACGACCCAGGCUCUGAAUACAUCCCACGCCAUGGCAGCAGCACGGGGGACAGUGAAGGCGACCACAACAGCCAAGGGGAUGAGCAGGAUGUGGCCCCAUCCCUGGAGUACUGGCCACAAAGAUCUGAUCGGUCCAUCCCCCAGCUGGACCUCAGCUGGCCCGAGACCAUCGCCUACCGUGGGGUCACCCGCGCCACGGUGUACAUGCAGCCGCCCAUCGAAGGGCAGGCUCACAUCAAGGAGGUGGUGAGGAAGAUGAUCUGCCAGGCUCAGAAGGUCAUCGCAGUGGUCAUGGACAUGUUCACUGACGUAGACAUCUUCAAGGACCUCCUGGACGCGGGCUUCAAGAGGAAAGUGGGAGUCUACAUCAUUGUGGAUGAGACCAAUGUGAAGUACUUCCUUCAGAUGUGUGAGCGAGCCCAGAUGCACACGGGACACUUGAAGGUGAAAGCCUGUGGCACGUGA